Molecule: messenger RNA, 1448 nt
Organism: Cercospora beticola
Lineage: Eukaryota; Fungi; Ascomycota; Dothideomycetes; Mycosphaerellales; Mycosphaerellaceae
Gene: ECM2
Product: Pre-mRNA-splicing factor ECM2
Cellular component (GO): Prp19 complex; U2-type catalytic step 2 spliceosome; U2-type catalytic step 1 spliceosome
Molecular function (GO): pre-mRNA binding; U6 snRNA binding
Source: RefSeq, a predicted model, not a curated record
CACCACCGCUAUCACCUCCACCGCACUGCACUGCCCGUUGCCUCAAGCCUCUGCAUAACUUUUGAAUUUGCACGAACAACUUCUCAACUCAAUUGCGAACCACCGCAUAGUACGAGGCAGUGACUGCCAACAUGCCGCCUCAGAUCAAGCAAGAUCUCAACCGGUCCGGAUGGGAGACCACCGAUUUGCCCUCCGUCUGCGAGAAAUGCCUUUCCGACAAUCCUUACGUGCAGAUGCUUAAAGAGGACUAUGGCGAGGCGUGCAAACUCUGCACGCGACCCUUCACCGUUUUCCGCUGGAAGGCCGACCGUACCGCUCGCCAAAAACGAACAGGCAUCUGUCUCACAUGUGCGCGACUGAAGAACUGCUGUCAGUGUUGUAUGCUGGAUUUGAGCUUCGGACUCCCCAUCACGAUUCGAGAUGCCGCAUUGAAAAUGGUGGCGCCUGGACCACAGUCCGAGAUCAACCGCGAAUAUUUUGCGCAAAAUCACGAAAAGGAGAUUGAAGAAGGUAGAGGGUUGGAGGGAUAUAGCAAGACGGAGGAGAAGGGCCGCGAACUGUUGCGACGACUGGCCAACAGUGAGCCGUAUUACAAAAAGCAGCGAAGGCUGGAAGCGGAGGAGCAAGAGGAAGGAGGACAGAAGUUGCUGGAAGGGAGCGAAGGGCACAAAGCUGGUCCGAUCAGGACGCAAGAUCCAAAGGGCAAAUCUGCAUAUGGCUCAGCGUACGGACCACCAGCCUCCCGAGGUGGAAGCGCGUCACGAGGUGGGAGAGGUGGUGCACGCGGCGGGAAAGGAUUUCCCUCCGGAGCUGCUCUGCCGAUCAAGCCGCAGGACAUUGCGCCUCCAGCGGACAAGAAUAUCACAAGUCUGUUUGUCACUGGAGUUGAGGACGAUCUGCCCGAGCAUGCCAUUCGGGAACACUUCUCACAACACGGCGCGCUCCGAUCCCUGGUCUGCAGUCAUCGCUCACAUUGCGCUUUUGUGAAUUACAUGGAUCGUGAAGGAGCGGAGAGGGCUGCCAUGGCAUUUCAAGGGAGAGCGGUUGUCAAAGGCGUCCCGCUGCGAGUGCAAUGGGGCAAGCCGAAGCCGCUGGACAACAUGGAUCGCGAUCAGAGGAUGGAGAAUGCUAGGGCUGGUAGGCGAACAGAUGCUGGAGCUAAGGCGAUUGCUGGCCCACCUGGUCAGAGGACUAUUGCAGGUUCUGCUGCGAAUGCACAAGCAGGCGAUGAUCUCGACAGCCUCGCAGCUGUCGCUCCACCACCGGGGCAAGGCGAUGUGGAAUAUGCCGCGCUUGCUGGCGAAUGAUCCGACUGCUUCAAUCUUCCAAUUUUCACGAUUAAUCCGAGCGAGGCGUCUGGCGUAGAGACCUAGUCAAUUCCGGCCCGGCUGGGUGUCCGGUGCAGCCUUCUAAGCAUAACUUUAGCAUCAAUAUCAUUCCUUGACGAG